UGUGAUCUGGACUAUGGUGAAAUUAAAGAGUUGAAGGGUUACAAAUCAGACUUACAACCUAGACUUACAAAGGAUGACCUUGAAAGACAGGUGAAGAAAAUAUAUGGAAGAGAACAGAGCAACAUGGUUUGUUGGUACAAGUCUUCACUCAUUGACAAGUCCAAGUUUGUGGCAGAGUGUAAUCUUGAUGAAAGUGUGUAUCUGGCCGCCUGUUAUACUGAACCAGUGAUCAUUCAGAAGAGCAAAGAGAAGACUGAGAAAUACUAUCGUCGAGAUGGGAGGUCUGUGGAUGUUUCAUCUCAUCUGUUAUCAAAUGACAAGAAUCACAGCAUCAGAAUAGACCAGCUGUUCAGUCCUGACAGUGAUGGAAACACACAGAAAACGGUGAUUCUCAGUGGAGAUUCUGGAAGAGGGAAAUCCUUCACGCUACAGAAGAUCAUGUUGGACUGGGCUUCUGGAGAACUUUACUCUGAAAACUUUGAUGUAGUUUUUCUUCUGAAGUUUGAAGAGCUGAAGUGUAUUUCUGAGGAGAUGAGCUUAUUUGAGCUUUUGAGCUGGAGUUGCAGCUUAAAAUCGUAUCAGAUCUCACAGAUACUGGAGUUAACAACACCAGAGAAAGUCCUCUUCCUCAUUGAUGGAAUUGAUGAUGUAUCUCACCCACCCACUUAUUUCAUUAUAGCAAUCACUACUCCAUCCAAAAGAGCCCGACCUAUGGACAUUCUUACGAACCUGUUGAGGGGAAGCUUGCUGCCUGAGUCAUUCAUUCUUGUCACCACAAGAUCUCGAGCUGCUGAUGCAGUGAUGAACCUCCUCAAGGGUCCUCAGCGUUUCACUGAGAUUAUGGGCUUCUCUGAGAGAGGGGUGCAGGAGUACUUCCAGAAGUUCUUUCAGGAUGAACAGCUCUUCAGAAAAACAUAUGAGAGAGUGAAGAUAAAUGAAAACCUCCUGACUGCCUGCUCUGUGCCUUUGCUGUGUUGGAUGGUCUGUUUUUGUCUGAAGAAACACUUAACAGAUGAUGAUUGUGUGAUGAGAGAACUAAAGACAAACACCUCCAUAUAUGUGCACUUUGUGUCCACUCUACUGGAGCAGCAUGACCAGAGUCAGUCUGUCCUCACCAUGCUGAGGAGUCUGAGUCAGCUGGCAGAGAGAGGAAUACAAAAUCAACAAGUCUUUUUUGAUGAAAAGAGUGUAGCUAAGAUUGGCUUACAUCCAGCUACAACUUUGUUCUUGUAUAAAGAUGACCUUAGAGGACAUGAAAAACAUGAACCAGUUUAUAAGUUUAUCCAUUUCAGCUUUCAGGAGUUCUUCACUGCACUUUAUUAUGUAUUGUUAGAUGAAGAAGUAUCCUGGUGGAAAGUCAGGGAGCUGUUUAAAUUGAUGGAAUCAGAAGCUUUAAUUUGCUGGCCAUCUCCUCUUUUGAGAAGUAGAGUAUCAAAUCCCAUCCCUUCAGUCAUGAUGUUUCUCUGUGGUCUCUUAAAUGAGAAAGUAAGUAGCUCAAUCUUUCAAAAGAUCAGGUUAACGGUUCCUCACACCAUGAAACUGAAAAAAAGGGAACUAAAGAAAAAGCUGAUGAAAAGGAUUCCUGCAAUGACACGGCAGUAUGGAUUUGAGUUAUUUGCUCUCCACUGUCUGUAUGAGCUUCAAGAUGAGAUAUUUGUCAUGAAAGCUCUUACAACACACAAUGUCAUGGAUCUGUCUCACGUUUCCCUGAAGAGCAUAGACUGUUGGGUGCUGCUGUACUGUCUUCAGUGCUGUUCAAACAUCAGAGACCUGAACCUCAUGUACUGUGAUUUAACAGCUGAGAAACUCAAGAUUCUUCAGCCAGCGCUCUGUAUCUCUAAGACUAUGAGGUUUUCAGUAAAGCACCUAUCAGAAGUUGGAGAUUUGAUCCAGAUUCUUGGUAAAUCUAAGUUCUUAAAAAAAAUAAGGAUUCAGGAAAGUGAGAACAGUGCUGAGAAUCCCAGAUGGUCACUUGAGCUGUCAGUCACUCAUGGAGAUGUUCUGUAAGAAAAU
Molecule: messenger RNA, 2013 nt
Organism: Carassius auratus (goldfish)
Lineage: Eukaryota; Metazoa; Chordata; Actinopteri; Cypriniformes; Cyprinidae
Product: NACHT, LRR and PYD domains-containing protein 3-like
Exons: 4
Coding region: 124-2007 (627 amino acids)
Cellular component (GO): cytoplasm
Source: RefSeq, a predicted model, not a curated record